UCCAUUUCUUUCUUUCCUCCCUUGCUUCUCUCGUUCUCUUCUUUCCUUCUGGUGUGCUCUCUUUGGCUCGUGUACAACGGCUGCAGAGGGCAGCGCCCCUUGCAGCAGCGGCCAGCGGCGGCGCGGUUCGGCCGAGGUGGUGCGACGCGGGAAGCGGCGGCGACGGCGGGCGUCGGCGGCAAGGGCGGGCAAGGGCGGCGCGAUUAGGCGGAGCCAAGCGACGGCGAGUGGGCGGCCCGGCGACGGACGGCGCUGGGCGCGAAAGGCGGCACGGGCCGUUGCAAGGGUUGUGGUGGCUGUCGUUUGGUCUGUCCCAGGUCGGGGUUAAAAAGGUGACGGGCGGCGGCCCACAAUCGAAGGUCGGUUCGUCGAAUUUUUUUUUUGUGCUGUAAGAUUCGGUAUUACAGUCACCCAGUUGAGCCGGGGAACCCCAACCCACGUCUCCGGCCUCCCUUUCCCUCUCAAAAAGUUCCUCGCCUUAAAACGCCCGCCCAAAAAUGGCGGGCCUUGGCGGCGCCGCCUGGGACGCCUACGACGACGACGACGACGACGAUUGGGGCCUCAGCGCGGAGCAGUUGGACCAGAUCGAGCGGGACGCCAUCCGCCAGCUCGCCGAGCGGAAGACCUUCUCCCCCGCCGCCUCCACCGCCCCCGCCUCGCCGCUCCCCUCCCGCACCCCCGCGUCUACGGCAGCCGCAUCGUCGCCUCUCGGGAGUAACCACCCCGCUGCCAGGGCCUCCCUGGAGGCUCGCUUCGGCAAGGUAAAAUCGCUUUCUCCUUCAUGGCCGUGUGAACCAAACACAUUGAGAAAUGCAGUGAAUAAUAGCCAAUGCAGUCCACGUAAGAUAUCUAUACAUCUUUCCCUUCAUUCUAGCGGUGUAAUUGCAGCGAAGUUCCCAUACAACCAGUUACUCGUGGAUGCAUUUCAUCGGAUCCCGAAAGCUAUCUGGAAUGCGAAAGAAAGGGUAUGGAUGUUCCCUCCCCCAUCUUUACCGAUAGCAGAGGAGGUUCUUCACACAGUACCUGGAUUAGCUGUGGAGGUUCACAAGUUGGAUCCGCUAGUUCAGCGCGCUUUAGUUGCUGCUUUAGGCGUCAAAGAUCUCCGAGAUUUGUAUGACAGGAUUCCCACUGAUGUUGAGUCAAAGCUUAUGCCAUUUCAACGUGAAGGUGUUAGGUUUGUUUUACAGCAUGGUGGCAGAGCCCUGAUUGCAGAUGAAAUGGGCCUUGGGAAGACAUUACAGGCGAUUGCUGUUGCUUCUUGCUUUCAUGAUGCCUGGCCAGUUCUUGUAAUCUCUCCAUCUUCCUUGCGAUUACAUUGGGCUUCUAUGAUUCAGAAUUGGCUUAACAUCCCCAUGGAAGAUAUCUUGGUGGUAUUACCACAUACUGGAGGAUCAAGCAAGACAGGAUUCAGAUUGGUUUACUCAAACACUAAAGGAGAUUUUCGAUUGGAUGGAGUCUUUAACGUGAUAUCUUAUGAUGUAGUUCCGAAAAUACAGAGCACACUUCUGGACUUGGAUUUUAAGAUUGUCAUAGCUGAUGAAUCACAUUUCAUGAAGAAUGCCCAAGCGAAGAGAACAAUUUCUUCACUUCCUGUUCUGCAGAAAGCUCAAUAUGUCGUUUUGCUUAGUGGAACUCCUGCUUUGUCUCGCCCUAUUGAACUGUUUACUCAGCUCCAGGCAUUGUAUCCUACUGUGUACAAGAAUGUUAAUGAGUACGGCAAUAGAUAUUGCAAGGGUGGUUUUUUUGGGAUGUAUCAAGGUGCUAGCAAUCACGAGGAGCUGCAUAAUUUGAUGAAAGCAACUGUCAUGAUACGUAGGUUGAAGAAAGAUGUCCUUUCACAGUUGCCUGUUAAACGUAGACAACAGGUUUUCCUAGAUUUAAGUGAGAAAGAUGUGAAACAAGUCCGCGCUCUGUUUCAUGAGUUGGAGACUGUGAAGAUGAAAAUCCAGUGCUCUGACUCCCAGGAGAUGAUUGACUCUCUCAAAUUUUCUCAAAAAAAUCUUAUCACUAAGAUCUACACUGAUUCAGCCAAAGCCAAAAUUCCAGCUGUGUUGGAUUACCUGGGCACUAUAAUUGAGGCAGAUUGCAAGUUCUUAAUAUUUGCACAUCACCUAUCCAUGAUUGAUGCCAUUGAACAAUAUCUCUUGAAAAAGAAAGUGAAGUGUAUUAGAAUUGAUGGCCAGAUACCUGUCACUACAAGGCAAACCUUAGUCACUGAUUUCCAGAACAAGGAUGACAUCAGGGCAGCAGUGUUAUCCAUAAAAGCCGGAGGCUUCGGGUUAACUUUGACAGCAGCGAGUACAGUAAUCUUUGCUGAGUUAUCAUGGACUCCAGGUGACAUUAUUCAAGCUGAAGAUCGUGCCCACCGGAUCGGUCAGGUUUCAUCAGUAAACAUAUAUUACCUUCUCGCAAAUGACACCAUAGAUGAUCUCAUAUGGGACGCUGUUCAAGGCAAACUUGAGAAUUUGGGGCAGAUGCUGGACGGGCAGGAGAAGACACUGGGCGUCUCCGAUCCCAGGCCAAGCCCAUCGAAGCGGCAGAAGACGCUGGACUGCUACCUCAAGCGGUGCAGCACCUCCACGGAGGGUCAGCCCAGCACCAAGCACCCUCGGUUCUGACUUCUGAGGGGCGACGGGAUCGAGGCGUCAUUUUUGCGACCAAGAUCCCGGGCACAUGGCGUUGUUCUAGGCUUUUGUUUGGACUUCGGAGUGAUCCGGUUACCUAUCGUCGCCGUGCUUAGACGAUUACGGCGGACGGAAGCGGUGUCAGCGGUACCUCCGGCUUUGAUUGGCCGGGUGGCAGCCGUGUUAGCAGCACCGGCAGGUAUCGGUCGCUGCAUUGUUGUAUUUUCGGCUUUGUUUCCUGGUUGGCUGUAAAAAUGACAUCUUGAAUUCGCAUUAAGUCGAGGGUGAUGGUAAAGUGAAUUUAUCUGA
Molecule: messenger RNA, 2933 nt
Organism: Phragmites australis (common reed)
Lineage: Eukaryota; Viridiplantae; Streptophyta; Magnoliopsida; Poales; Poaceae
Exons: 24
Coding region: 498-2618 (706 amino acids)
Biological process (GO): DNA repair; replication fork processing
Cellular component (GO): nuclear replication fork
Molecular function (GO): ATP binding; ATP-dependent chromatin remodeler activity
Source: RefSeq, a predicted model, not a curated record